AUGGCUGCUGCAGAGGGCAUCCCUGAGAAGAAGGUGAAAUUGGAGCCCCAGAUUAAAUCUGUCGACAUGAGCGAGGACAUGCAACAAGAGGCAAUCGAAGUCGCACAGGAAGCAAUGGAGAAGUUCAGCGUCGAGAAAGACAUUGCUCAACACAUUAAACGAGAGUUUGACUCGAAAAAGGGCGCUACGUGGCAUUGCAUAGUCGGUCGAAAUUUCGGCAGCUUCGUCACCCACGAGACGAAACACUUCAUCUACUUCUACCUCGGACACGUCGCCAUAUUGCUCUUCAAGACGCAGUGA
Messenger RNA from Cladophialophora bantiana CBS 173.52, 300 nucleotides. RefSeq names its product dynein light chain, cytoplasmic. Lineage: Eukaryota; Fungi; Ascomycota; Eurotiomycetes; Chaetothyriales; Herpotrichiellaceae. Gene Ontology annotation, biological process: microtubule-based process; cilium assembly. The record is from RefSeq and is a predicted model, not a curated record. Bases 1 to 300 code for a protein of 99 amino acids. The transcript has 7 exons. Gene Ontology annotation, molecular function: dynein intermediate chain binding; dynein light intermediate chain binding. Gene Ontology annotation, cellular component: cytoplasmic dynein complex.